AUGUCAACAAAUGAUACGGCAGAUGUUUGUCUAACUAUACCAAAUUCAGGUGAUGGUGAACGAAAACCUGGUGUACACCGGAAUGUAUCAAUGAAUCGUUUUCAGGUAUCAAAAUUGAACAUAGAUUCAAAUGAUUUACCGGCAUCAUCAUCAAUAGCUGAUGCUGCUGAAACAGGAAACGCUAAACCUGAAAUGCAUAAAGCAGCUAGUGAACCACCACCACUUUCACAUCCUACAUUGAAAGAUACGGAAAGGAAAAAUAGCGCAAUGGGUCGAUUUGAGAAAUUUCUGAAGCUUAGUUCUGUUGUAAAAGCACUGGGUGGGUACAAGUGCUAG
Messenger RNA from Cercopithifilaria johnstoni, 336 nucleotides. The record is from the annotation of a GenBank genome assembly. Lineage: Eukaryota; Metazoa; Nematoda; Chromadorea; Rhabditida; Onchocercidae.